Varroa destructor (honeybee mite) is the source of this 2204-nucleotide messenger RNA. RefSeq lists its product as uncharacterized. The record is from RefSeq and is a predicted model, not a curated record. NCBI's taxonomy places the organism in Eukaryota, Metazoa, Arthropoda, Arachnida, Mesostigmata, Varroidae.
GGCUACAGCGCGGACGGUCAUUCUGUCGGGUCUGGGUUGGGUUUGGUUCGAUUUCUUCAAACGUCUGCUCCUCUCUGUACGACGACCACUCCUCACCGUCGUCGAUAAAUUCGCGCGCCGACCGUUUUCCCGUUGUUAUAUAAAGCGUCGCUAGCUCACGGUUCCGAUCGCCCAGUCACCAAAAGUAGACUCCCAAUGCAACAUUAUAACCUAAUGGCGCAUUGUUAUUUCGCACAACUUUGCACGUUUUAGCCACAUAGCACAACGCGAGACAGCGUUUCCUGAAACAGGCUGCCGUAUAAGGAGACGUUAUCGUAUUUCGUUCGUUCUGCGAUAUAGGACAGUGCCACCUCAGCGAUUAAACAGGGCUCCGAUCUGCGUGAAGCCUAAGUCGAUAGUAAAAGGCAGAAGGCAAUAUGAAGCCACUUGUACUACGAACCCAUGUGGUUGCCAUAGCAAUCUUUUUGCCAUUGGGAACGUUUGCGGACGAACUGUUACAACCAGCCGUAGGAAGCGCUAGGACACCAGCCAAGGAAGCGGAGUGCGUGGCAAACAUGACCCGCCUACUGGAGAUCUUCAAAGAGGAAUUUCCACGACAGGUCCCUGAUGUGAUUGACAUUAAGGGCACCGGCCGUAAGCCCGGUAAAAGUGCCAUGUUGCUCACAGGAUUCCAGGACGCCCAACUCGUCACACCACAGAAACUCGAGUGUAGCAACGAGACAACAGUCUCUUUCGUGGUGCCGAUUGAAGGUCGUGCUGCCGUCUACCUUGGACCUGCUGUCCGGCCUGACGUUGCCCGAACCUACUUCAAGGCAACAGUCAAGUUAGCGGGUACGUUCAACUUAUUGAAGGGGCCAUCGCUCGAAAAAAUUGAGGUGACAAAGACGGCUCUUGACACUGUACAACUACUUGACUCGGCAAGCAGCGGCGUCAGGGACAUUAAUCAGCCCGCUCAACAGUUCGUCGCUCGAGUAUGCUCGACAUUGCUCAAGCGUGCUUUAGCGAAGGAGGUACCUGCGAUCACCAAGAGCGGCAUCGCGAAAUCCUUAGCUGAUUUGCAGCAGACGUUUAUCAAUUCAUCGGUUGCUGCAUUAGAGAAGCGAGGUGUGCAGAUCUAUAAGCUUCUCGAGAGUAUGCUGAAAACCAACAAAGAGUCCUCGACAGCUAGCAAAGGCUCCGCCAAGGAUAAGGCGGAAGCCGAUAGGCCGAUCACUACCCAGGAUCUGAUCACUCGAAGGAGAACGGCUACGCCUUAGAAAUCAAAAAGUCGUCAGCGGUAUGGAAUAGUAGUUAUCUCUGUCGGUCGACGUUUGUUUCGGUGACCAGGCCAUAUCCUCGAGUGCAAGGGAAUCGCAUCGAAUACAAGAACUCAUUUUGUAAAACGCUGUUUUCAAAGACAACCAAAAAUUGUCUUACUGGUGUUAAAAUGACUUUGGUGUUUGGCCGAUUAUCAGACAAUUUGUUCGACCUGUUCAUAUGAUUAAGACCUUUGUAAUACAGGCCAAUUGUAUUCAAAGCAGAGCCCUAUUUUUUGGCGGACUCUUUUUAUCCGAACCAAUCAAUCGGAAUGAGAAUUUUUGAUGGGUAGAGCGAGUUCUAGCAUUUAGCUAGGCGUAGAUUAAGUGCUAUUUAAAUUCUGAUAUAUGCCUGUAUUGGAGAAUACACUAUUUAUUCUGGAAGAACAUAGAAUGUUGUUGUUUUUUUAUUCCAAGUUAUUCCAAAUAUGUAUAAAAAAGCCUUACUUUUUAAUGCUGGUACCAUCAACCAAUCCGUAUCCAUUGUUCACUACUCGUGUUUACGCCACAGUAUGAGAUACAAAAGAGAAGCUGAUCGGCUAGCGAGCAUAUUAUUUAUUAAAAACUAAAAGUGCGAAACGUUCAAGCAAAAAUACCAUUUUCGAGAAAACAAACUGAAAAGCCAUGUUUUGUCCAAUUAGCACCAAGCAUUAUGGAAUUAGAGAAUUUUCCUAAACUGAUUUUAAUACAAGCUGGUUUUCGACUAGCAGCCGAGAAGUUCCUGUAUAAUCGUGUAUAUCUAAAUGUCCUCAUUAGUUUUAUUGGAGAGAAGGUUGUAACUAGAAACGAGUACCAACCGAACACAAGAAUCAAAACUAUGCACAAAUGGUUGGCUUAUACGUUGAAAGUCGAAAGCUAUUUAGUAUUUCUUUUAAUCAGAUCCUCCAUAUGCCUUAAUAUUCGACACCA